Hyla sarda is the source of this 2765-nucleotide messenger RNA. RefSeq names its product protein kinase C beta (gene PRKCB). The record is from RefSeq and is a predicted model, not a curated record. Gene Ontology annotation, molecular function: diacylglycerol-dependent serine/threonine kinase activity; ATP binding; zinc ion binding. The coding region runs from base 142 to 2148 and encodes 668 amino acids. Gene Ontology annotation, biological process: protein phosphorylation. The transcript has 17 exons. Lineage: Eukaryota; Metazoa; Chordata; Amphibia; Anura; Hylidae.
UGACGCUUGGAAGCAGCUGUGUGCAGAGUAGAGCAGGCAGAGCGCAGUGCGCCCGGGGAGAGCGGAGAACACCGCGCAGCCUCCAGCCUCAGCAACAGCUCCAACCCAGGCACCAGCACCGAGCAGCACACCGGAGCCGGCAUGGCUGACCCCGCGGGCCCCGAAGAGGUCGAGGACACCACCAUCCGCUUCGCCAGGAAGGGCGCCCUCCGCCAGAAGAACGUGCACGAAGUCAAGGACCACAAGUUCACUGCGCGCUUCUUCAAGCAGCCGACCUUCUGCAGCCACUGCACCGACUUCAUCUGGGGUUUCGGAAAGCAGGGAUUCCAGUGUCAAGUUUGCUGUUUUGUGGUGCACAAACGCUGCCAUGAAUUUGUCACGUUCUCCUGUCCUGGUGCCGACAAGGGACCUGCAUCUGACGACCCCAGAAGUAAGCACAAGUUUAAGAUCCACACGUAUUCCAGCCCGACGUUCUGCGACCACUGCGGCUCGCUGCUCUACGGCCUCAUUCACCAAGGGAUGAAGUGUGAAACAUGCAUGAUGAAUGUACACAAACGCUGUGUAAUGAACGUGCCGAGCCUCUGCGGGACGGAUCACACCGAACGCCGUGGAAGAAUUAAUAUCAAAGCGGAUAUCAACAAGGAGGUGCUGACAGUGUGGGUGGGAGAAGCAAGAAAUCUGGUUCCUAUGGACCCUAAUGGACUUUCUGAUCCGUACGUCAAAUUGAAGCUCAUCCCUGACCCCAAGGGAGAAAGCAAGCAGAAGACGAAGACCAUCAAGUGUUCCCUCAACCCUACAUUCAACGAGAGCUUUAAAUUUAACUUGAAGGAUUCGGACAAGGAUCGCAGGUUAUCGGUGGAGAUGUGGGACUGGGACCUCACCAGCAGAAAUGACUUCAUGGGUUCAUUGUCAUUUGGCAUUUCCGAGCUCCAGAAGGCUAGCGUGGAUGGCUGGUUCAAGCUGCUCAGCCAAGAAGAAGGCGAAUAUUUCAAUGUGCCUGUGCCACCCGAGGGGGAGGAAGGAAAUGAAGAGCUCCGACAAAAGUUCGAGAGAGCCAAAAUUGGUCCAAGCAACCGAGCAGCGGAAGAGAAAGCGUUAAAUCCAGUGGCCAAAAUUGAUAGCAAUGGGAACAGAGACCGGGUGAAAGUCUCCGAUUUUAACUUUUUGAAGGUGCUGGGAAAAGGAAGCUUCGGGAAAGUUAUCCUGGCGGAAAGGAAGGGGACCGACGAGCUGUAUGCAAUAAAGAUCCUGAAGAAAGAUGUGGUGAUUCAGGACGAUGAUGUUGAAUGCACAAUGGUGGAGAAGAGGGUGCUGGCCCUCGGCGGGAAGCCUCCGUUCCUCACGCAGCUGCACUCGUGCUUCCAGACGAUGGAUCGCCUCUAUUUUGUGAUGGAAUUUGUCAACGGAGGGGACCUCAUGUACCAGAUCCAACAAGUUGGAAGAUUUAAGGAACCACACGCAGUAUUCUAUGCAGCAGAAAUAGCCGUUGGGCUUCUGUUCCUACACACUAAAGGCAUUGUGUACCGGGACCUGAAGUUGGAUAAUGUGAUGCUCGACUCAGAAGGACACAUCAAGAUCGCAGACUUUGGCAUGUGUAAAGAGAACAUGUGGGACGGGAUAACAACAAAAACCUUCUGCGGUACCCCGGACUACAUAGCUCCAGAGAUCAUCGCCUACCAACCAUAUGCAAGGUCCGUGGACUGGUGGGCCUUCGGUAUCCUCCUCUACGAGAUGCUGGCCGGACAGGCUCCAUUUGAAGGUGAAGAUGAGGAUGAACUCUUCCAGUCCAUCAUGGAGCACAAUGUAGCGUAUCCCAAGUCUAUGUCCAAGGAAGCUGUGGCUAUAUGCAAAGGGCUUAUGACCAAGCACCCCGCCAAGCGGCUUGGCUGUGGACCAGAAGGGGAACGAGACAUUAAAGACCAUGCUUUCUUCCGAUACAUAGACUGGGAGAAACUGGAAAGAAAGGAGGUGCAACCUCCAUAUAAGCCAAAGGCGAGGGACAAGAGGGACACCUCUAACUUUGACAAGGAGUUCACCCGUCAGCCCGUAGAUCUGACGCCCACAGACAAACUCUUUAUCAUGAACCUGGAUCAGAAUGAGUUUGCCGGAUUUUCCUACACAAACCCGGAGUUUGUGAUCACUGUGUAGCACCAGGAGAAACAUCUAACAGGAACCUUCAGACCCAACUAUGAUCUGGUGGGCAGGGUCUGACCCUUGAUGCCAGUACAGGGCUCUCAAGAAUUUCCUUGGGCUAACAUUACCCUUUCUCUAUAUGCAAUUAAGGUUACCCUGGACCAGACCCAGACACCCGGCAGCUAUGAUGUCCAAAAAUAUAAAUAUAUAUAUAUACGGUUACAGAAUGUGGAUCCUUAACAUAUGGCUCUUGAAUAUCAAGCAGAUGUCUAGACAUGAUGUCAAGUCUCUUUGUAAUUCUAAACACAAAUGUAGCAGAGCUGGGUUGCUGUGGCACAGCGCAUUGGGUAGUGUGUUGUGUGGGUUUUCUAUGGGUGAGUGUCCACACUGGUCCAACCAUUAUUUAUGUUAUACAGUCCCAAACCCUACCUGGAUAUACAAUGAUAAAAGGAGGCGAUUGUUUUCCUAUACAGUGUCUGUCCCAAGUUCCCCGGUGACUCCACAGAUUGCACAUGAUUUACAAUUCUCCUUAUUCCUCCAUUGUUUUAUGUGUUCCUCCUGAAGCUUCAUGAUUUCUAAUACACAUUCUCCUGUGUGCAAGGGACCUUAAAAAGUCAGUAAAGAUUUAAAGG